AUGCCUAGCUCAAAGUUUCCAGGGUGGUAUCGUAACAAUACGGUACUAGUCCAAGCCCUGGCGUUAGACUCGAAACUCAGGUCUGCAAGCCACAAAAAUUACCUUAUGUGCACGCAAGGCGGCGCUAGAAACGAGCCGUCUAAUAUCACCGUCAUGAAUCGGAGUACGGCCUAUCCUUACACUCCUCCCCAACCUGCGCCGCAGUCGAGGUUUAAUUCCAGUCACGGAACUAGUAGUGCUUUCAGUGCCAGCGCCCAUCCCAACGAAGAUUGGACAAAAAUAUCUGAUCUCGCUGAACGACGGCGCAUCCAAAAUCGAAUUGCUCAACGAAACUACCGCAAGAAGCUAAAGCGACGUCUUGAGGAUUUAGAAAGAAGAGCCACUUCUUCCUCUGCGUCUCCAGAGCAAUCACACCAGGAGCUGAGUCUCCCAGCCCCAACAAAAUCGAAGAAGUCGAAGUCGCCUUCACGGCGGACUGGCGGCAUAGAGAAAGCCAAGCCCAAAAAUGAUCGCAACACGUCGAUGAAGAUGGUUCUAGCUCAACCACUUUCUUCUUACCAAAGCGAGCAGCGAGCCGCCAUGUUCUCUGAUCAAUCAACGAGGCAGUUGUCUGCUUCUCCGCCGCUUGUCUUCGCUCCCCACUACCAACCGUGUUCUCAAAGCUAUAGCUACCCACAAUAUCCCCAAGAAUCGACAUACCACCCUGCUCCAAUUCCAACCACCGAACUUCCCCCCUCAGGCUACUACAUACAGCCACUAUCUUCGCACCCGCCUCCUGCUCAGGAACUGGUUUAUUCGGAAGAUGACCUGCUCACGCCAUUCGGCAUGAAUUAUGCUUCGAUGGCUGGGUUUGAUAUCCCCGCCACUUCUGCUCCGUAUCAAGAUCCAAACUCCCUUGUAAGUCGGAACUAG
This is a messenger RNA of Histoplasma capsulatum G186AR, 912 nucleotides long. RefSeq lists its product as uncharacterized. Gene Ontology annotation, molecular function: DNA-binding transcription factor activity. Gene Ontology annotation, biological process: regulation of DNA-templated transcription. The coding region runs from base 1 to 912 and encodes 303 amino acids. The record is from RefSeq and is a predicted model, not a curated record. The transcript has 3 exons. Lineage: Eukaryota; Fungi; Ascomycota; Eurotiomycetes; Onygenales; Ajellomycetaceae.